This is a messenger RNA of Drosophila gunungcola (fruit fly), 4723 nucleotides long. RefSeq names its product vinculin (gene Vinc). The coding region runs from base 1140 to 4025 and encodes 961 amino acids. The transcript is spliced from 6 exons. Gene Ontology annotation, molecular function: actin filament binding. Gene Ontology annotation, biological process: cell adhesion. The record is from RefSeq and is a predicted model, not a curated record. Lineage: Eukaryota; Metazoa; Arthropoda; Insecta; Diptera; Drosophilidae.
GGAUUAACGAGAGAUCACGUUCUGGAGUUUUUGUGGUUGAUUUUCGACGAGAUUUCAAUUCCAAUUCCGAUUUCGAUUUCGAGACUUUCGAGUUGCACCAUAAGUUUUGGAGUGUGUUUGUGUGCAUGCGAUCACUAUCCCAAUUGGGAGCAGCUCUCAAUUCCCGAUUCCAAAUUGAAUUUUCCCUGGGAAGAGUUAUAUGUGAUCAGAUACCCCAUUGGAACUACCAAGCAGCAGCACUUGUACAGCUUCUGAUAAGAAGCUGCGCCGAUCAACCUGUUCCAAUUGAACGAGUGUGUUUGUGCAAAAAUUUGCUAGAAUUUGUUAGCCAUAAAUGGCCACAAACCGCCACAAAAGUCAAUAAACCCCAGCCCACAUCCACAUCAAAAAUGUUCGAUCCGGGCGUUGAGAAUGGCGAAAAUCAAUCGAAAGCAAAAUUCCAUAAGUGGCGGACGUACAUCACAACUAUUUCUAUAUAUUUAGACAUAUAUAUUUAGAUAUUCAUCUGGCCGCGAGUGUGUGUGUGUGCAUUGCAGGUUCGGUUCUAAAAAUCCAGAAAUACUUUGUACUCCAAGUAGAGGCACUGAAGGGUAAAGGAGAGGAGGGGAUGGGACCUGUUUCAUCCCACGCACCGAACGCCCAGUUAGUUAACCACUAGAGGAAGUCGUAUUUUCAAUGUCUUUGGCGCGGAUUUCGCUUUCCAAUUUGCCGCAUUUCCAAUUUCACAUUUUCCUCUUACCACUUACCACCUUUGGCCGUAAAUCAUGGCCAAUUAAGGUCCGCACCCUCGGCCAGUUAGUGCGUCAUCAAUGCCAGGUUCAGGCUCAGUUCCAUUUCCAUUUCCAAUCCGAUACCCAAUAUCGACAUCCCCCAAAAGUCUGGCGAGUGACCUCACGAGAUGCGUCAUCGUUAUUAAAGCGAAAGCGCCCAAACAAGCAAAAUUAAAUCAACAGAACAGAACCGAAACAAACAGCGGAAACUUAGGCGAUAUACAGAUAUGUAUGUAAACCCAAACCCUUGGGAACUCACAAAUAUGCAAGGCAGGGUAAAGUUAACUAGAGAUCUGGCCCACAAGAAAGCAGCAACUCUGAGAUAAACAAACUGAAAAAGAAGGAAGCAGACGAAAAAGCACAGCCAAAAUGCCCGUCUUCCACACAAAAACCAUCGAGAGCAUAUUAGAUCCUGUCGCCCAGCAGGUAUCUCGCCUGGUCAUCCUGCACGAGGAGGCCGAGGAUGGCAACGCAAUGCCCGAUCUCAGCCGGCCGGUGCAGGUGGUGUCGGCGGCGGUGGCCAAUCUGGUGAAGGUGGGCCGCGAGACGAUCAACAGCUCCGACGACAAGAUCCUGCGCCAGGACAUGCCGUCGGCAUUGCACCGCGUGGAGGGUGCCUCGCAGCUGCUGGAGGAGGCGUCCGACAUGCUCCGCUCGGAUCCGUACUCGGGUCCGGCGCGCAAGAAGCUGAUCGAGGGGAGCCGCGGCAUCCUGCAGGGCACCUCCUCGCUGCUGCUCUGCUUCGACGAGAGCGAGGUGCGCAAGAUCAUCCAGGAGUGCAAGCGGGUGCUGGACUACCUGGCCGUGGCGGAGGUGAUCAACACGAUGGAGCAGCUGGUCACGUUCCUGCGCGACCUCUCGCCCUGCCUGAGCAAGGUGCACCGGGAGGUGAGUGCCCGCGAGAAGGAGCUGACCCACCAGGUGCACAGCGAGAUCCUGGUGCGCUGUCUGGAGCAGGUGCAGACCCUGGCGCCCAUCCUCAUCUGCAGCAUGAAGGUCUACAUCCACAUUGUGGAGCAGCAGGGACGCGGCGCCGAGGAGGCGGCCGAGAACCGCAACUACCUGGCGGCCAGGAUGAGCGACGAGCUGCAGGAGAUCAUCCGGGUGCUGCAGCUGACCACCUACGACGAGGACACCAGCGAGCUGGACAACCUCACCGUGCUGAAGAAGCUCUCCAAUGCCAUCUCCAACAAGAUGGAGCUGGCCAACGAGUGGCUGUCGAAUCCCUACGCCCUGCGCGGCGGCGUGGGCGAGAAGGCGCUGCGCCAGGUGAUCGACAAUGCCGCGGAGAUCUCGGAGCGCUGUCUGCCCCAGGACUCGUAUCCCAUCCGCAAGCUGGCGGACGAGGUGACGACCAUGGCCAACACCUUGUGCGAGCUGCGGCAGGAGGGCAAGGGUCAGAGUCCGCAGGCCGAGUCGCUGGCCCGCGGCAUCCGCGACCGGCUGGGCCAGCUGCAGUCGCUGGUCCACCAGGCGGUCCUGGGCGUGGACAAGGCCGGGGUCCAGCAGACGGCCCACACCAUCCAGGGUCGCCUGGAGCAGGCCGUCAAGUGGCUGCAGCACCCGGAGAUCAACGACGGCGGCCUGGGUGAGCGGGCCAUUAACCUGAUCGUGGAGGAGGGCCGCAAGGUGGCCGAGGGCUGUCCGGGCCACCAGAAGGCCGAGAUCCAGCAGCUGUGCGAUGAGGUGGAGCGGCUCAAGCGCCAGGCGGCCGGAUCGGGGCCAGCGGCCAAGCAGGCGGCCAAGCAGCUCACCCAGAAGCUCUACGAGCUGAAGGCGGCCAUCCAGAAUGCCUUGGUCAACCGCAUUGUGCAGGACUUUAUGGACGUGAGCACGCCGCUGAAGCAGUUCACGGAGGCGGUGCUCCAGCCGGAGGGCACGCCCGGGCGCGAGCAGAACUUCAACCAGAAGUCCAACAAUCUGCAGGCCUUCAGCGACCGCGCCUCGAAGACCUCGCGCAUGGUGGCCGCCGGUGGGGCCUGCGGCAACAAGAAGAUCGCCGAGAUCCUGCUCUCCUCCGCCGCCCAGGUGGACUCGCUGACGCCCCAGCUGAUCAGCGCCGGGCGAAUCCGGAUGAACUACCCGGGCAGCAAGGCGGCUGACGAGCACUUGCAGAACCUCAAGCAGCAGUACGCAGACACGGUGCUGCGCAUGCGCACCCUCUGCGACCAGGCCACCGAUCCGGCCGACUUCAUCAAGACCUCCGAGGAGCACAUGCAGGUCUAUGCCAAGCUCUGCGAGGACGCCAUCCACGGCCGGCAGCCGCAGAAGAUGGUGGACAACACCUCGAACAUCGCCCGCCUGAUCAACCGGGUGCUGCUGGUGGCCAAGCAGGAGGCGGACAACUCGGAGGACCCCGUCUUCACGGAGCGCCUCAAUACGGCCGCCAAUCGGCUGGAGCGGUCGCUGCCCGCCAUGGUGGGGGAUGCCAAGCUGGUGGCCACCAACAUUGCCGAUCCGGCGGCGGCCGCCGCCUGGAAGAACUCCUUCCAGCGGCUCCUCGGCGAUGUGCGCGAGGUGCGGGAGGCGAUUGCCCCGCCGCAGCCGCCUCCGCUGCCCACCUCCCUGCCGCCACCCAUUCCGGAGCUGAGCGCCCUGCAUCUGUCCAAUCAGAAUGCCGAGCGUGCGCCACCUCGUCCUCCACUGCCCAGGGAGGGAUUGGCGCCGGUGCGUCCGCCGCCGCCGGAGACGGAUGACGAGGAUGAGGGCGUCUUCCGCACGAUGCCGCAUGCCAAUCAGCCGAUUUUGAUCGCCGCCCGUGGCCUGCACCAGGAGGUGCGCCAGUGGUCGUCCAAGGACAACGAGAUCAUCGCGGCCGCCAAGCGCAUGGCCAUCCUGAUGGCCCGCCUCAGCGAGCUGGUGCUCUCCGACUCGCGGGGCAGCAAGCGGGAGCUGAUCGCCACCGCCAAGAAGAUCGCCGAGGCCUCCGAGGACGUGACGCGGCUGGCCAAGGAGCUGGCCCGCCAGUGCACGGACCGCCGCAUCCGCACCAACCUGCUGCAGGUGUGCGAGCGCAUCCCCACCAUCGGCACCCAGCUGAAGAUCCUGUCCACCGUGAAGGCCACCAUGCUGGGCGCUCAGGGAUCCGACGAGGAUCGCGAGGCCACCGAGAUGCUGGUGGGCAAUGCCCAGAACCUCAUGCAGAGCGUGAAGGAGACGGUGCGCGCCGCCGAGGGAGCCAGCAUUAAGAUCCGAUCGGACCAGACCAGCAAUCGGCUGCAGUGGGUCCGCCGGCAACCCUGGUACCAGUACUAGGUGACUGGACGCAGUACUAGAUGAUGGAGAAGUGCUGGGGGCUGGGGCAAGGCCAUCUGUUCCGACCAUCCACCCAUCUGCUCCAAAUGCCACCUGCCACGUGCCUUGUGUAACAUACAUAAAGCUAAACUCUAAUCUUAAUGAUUUCUAUUUUAAAUGUUAAUCCCCUAAUAUGUUCCAUCUAAAAUUCAGUUAUGUAAGUGCCUGCCUGCAAUUAUAUUUAUUAUGUGCUACAAAAAAAAACUUAUGCUCAUGUCCCGCCCCAUUCUGUUCCCUUUUCCGUUCUCCUUCUCUAAUUUUGUUUCGAUAUUUUUAAAAUUAAUUAUUAAGCGUGCAAUAAAAACAAAAAAGCGAAAAACCAUAAAAAAAAGGAUAGAGAAGAAAGAAACUGGAAAGCAAUAUGUACAUACAAGCAAAGCAGUCUGAUUUAAGCGAAUGCAAUGUAUAUAAUAAGUGACCGACCAUAUGCAGUGGGCUUACCCUUCGAUUUUUGAUUUUAAAUCGACACCUCCUUCGUAUUUGUAGUGUACUAACAGAAGCAUUUAUCGAGACCCUCGUUAAACUUUAAAGUCCAGUUUAUGUUCGAAAUCUAACUCACUAAAACUGCGAAUACACCUGUUGUCGAAUGUGUUAAGCCCAAACAUGUAACCCAAUUACAAUGUGUGUCAUGUUCAAAAUAUAAUUGAAAUAAAUCUGAA